AUGAUAGAAAAUAAUGAAAAUGAAGACGCUGAAAAAGAUAUACGUCUUCUUAAAGAAAUGGGUUAUACACAAGAACUUUAUCGUGGUUUUUCUCCAUUUAUGUCAUUUACAUUUUGUUUCACAGCUGUUAAUAUUUUAACAUCAAUUUCAUUAGGUUUUCAUUAUACAUUAAAUACUGGAGGAUCAGGUGUUGCUAUAUGGUCUUGGAUAAUUGGAUCUUUAUUUACCAUACUUGUUGGUUGUUCUUUAGCUGAAAUUUGUUCAGUUUAUCCAAGUGCAGGAUCAGUUUAUCACUGGGCAGGUCAACUUGUUCCAGCUCGUAAUGCUCCAUUAGCAUCAUUUAUUUGUGGAUGGUUCAAUUUUAUUGGAAAUAGUGCUGGAGAUGUUGUAUUUUCAUCAGGUUUCGCUUCUAUUAUAAAUGCUAUAAUUGUUCUUAAUGGUAAACCUCCACUAAGUACUCCUGUUCAAGUAAUCAUAAGUAUUGGAAUUGUAUUUACAUGGUGUAUUAUAAAUGCACUUCGCAUUGAUCAACAAGGAUGGUUAACUACUUUGGCUACUUUUUUUCAAAUAUUUGGUAUAUUGAUUAUUGUUAGUGUAUUGUUUAUUGCGAUUCCUCAGCAUGCAACUGUCCAUGAUGUCUUUUUUUCUACAUAUAAUAGUACAGGUUUUCCAUUUAUUUAUGUAUGUUGUAUUAGUAUACUUUCAACUCUAUUCUCAUUUUCUGGUUAUGAAGCUGGUGCUCAUUUAGCUGAAGAGACGAAAAGUGCUGAUCGAACAGUUCCCAGAGCAAUCAUUAUUACAUGUAUAGGUGGUUCUAUUGUUGGAUUUAUUUAUUUGUUUGCACUUCUUUUUGCUAUACCCAAUGUUGAGAAAUUUCUCAAAGAUAAUAAUAAAAAUGAUGCAUCAAUAAAUUUAAUUAUCGCUACAUAUGAGCGAGCAAUACCAUACCGUGAAGCAACGGCAUUGACAACUAUUCUCGUUUGUAAUAUUUAUUUUGCUGGUAUAUCAUCUGUUACAUCUACUAGUCGAAUUUUUUUUUCAAUGGCUCGUGAUGGUGCUUUUCCAUUUUCACACUAUUUACGUUGGAUAUAUCAAGGAACAAAAAUUCCAAUGGGUGCUAUUAUAUUCAUAUGUUGUUUUGAUUCUAUUCUUCUUUCAUUUCAAUUAAUAUCAGCAACAGCUUUUACUGCUUUCCUAGCUAUAGCAACAUUUAGUAUACAAGUAUCUUAUUUAAUACCAAUUCUAUUUCGUUGUACAAUAUCACGAAAAAUAUUUCCAUUAGGAGAAUAUAAUUUUGGUCGAUUUGGUGUACCUAUUGCAAUUAUUUCUUCUAUAUGGUUAACAAUUACAUCAUUUUUUAUGAUUCUUCCAAAUCAAUAUCCUAUAACAUUGGAUAAUAUGAAUUAUUCUAUUGUUGUUAUUAGUAUAGUUCUAUCCAUUGCUGGAAUAUAUUGGUUUGUUUCAGCUCGUCAUUGGUUUAUUGGUCCUAAACGAACGGAUUUAGAUACAAUUCCAUUACUGCCAGGACAUGUGACAAAUGAAAGUAUUCCAUCUGACAAAAACAAAUCUACUUCAUACGAGUAA
Molecule: messenger RNA, 1584 nt
Organism: Adineta steineri
Lineage: Eukaryota; Metazoa; Rotifera; Eurotatoria; Adinetida; Adinetidae
Source: the annotation of a GenBank genome assembly